GCUCAAAAUGGGGAAGUUUCUGUAAAUUUUUAAAAAUCGUGUUAAUCUCAGAAUAUAUCCGUACUUACAGUGUAUUAUGGGCAGAAAGAGAAAAAUAUCGGAAGAUAUAGAAGUAGAUGUUGAGGUGACAGACCCACCUUUUGAGGUUGAUGUCGAUGACUCUGCCAGUCUUAGCAGUCCACACAAAAAGCAUAAAAAGCACAAGAAAAAGCACAAGAAGAAAAAAGAUGAAACAAGCUUCUCCAGUGAGCCUUCAUCAGACCUUGGUAGCAGUCCAGCCACACCUAGUAAACCUUCAAUUAAACUGAAGAUUAAGCUAGGAGGAAAGACUCUCACAUCCAAAGAUGUUCCCCCACCAAAGGCCAAAGAGCAAGCUAACAGGGAAGGGCCUGUGGCUGAUAAUGAGCCUGAUAUUAAGACCAAGAGCAAGGGAGAUGACACAUCAGAUGAGGAAGAAGUCUGGCUUAAAGCCCUGGAGAAAGGAGAACUGGAUGACUAUGGAAGAGUAAAGGCAGAUAAGGACCUCAGUCUAAUGACAGCAAGACAGCGGGCGAUGAUCGUAGGUCAGAGUGAGGCUGAGCUGAUGCAGUUACCAACAGGUUAUAAGAAGUCUGACUUAACAGAUGAGCAAAAGGAGCGCAGAAAGCAACGAGCUGAUAAAAGAAAAGUAUUGGCACAUGAAAAAAGAGAAAAAGAUAAGAAACAAACUAUUGACAGACUUUUGAAGAAGCAAGAAUCUAAGCAGAAAUCCACAAAGGCAAGACAAGCUGGGAAGAAAGCUCAGAAACCGCACGUAAGAUAUCUAAGGACCUUGAAUCAAAGAAGUAUCUCUCUUCCCCCCAAUGUGCCAUUCCCACUCAAACAUCAGCCUCCAAUCAAUCCGCCAAAACAACAGCUAUGUGGAUUAAAAGGCUGCAAGAAUGCCAGGAAAUACUCGUGCUCAAAAACUGGACUUUCCCUGUGUGGACUUGAAUGUUACAAUAAAAAUAAAUCUGCAAAUAAACAUCUCUGGAAUACUGUCAGGUAGCACAAACUGGUACAGACUAGUGAGUGUGUAGUUGUCAUGAUGGACUGUAAUUGUCAUUAAAAACAGAUUACA
Molecule: messenger RNA, 1099 nt
Organism: Owenia fusiformis
Lineage: Eukaryota; Metazoa; Annelida; Polychaeta; Sabellida; Oweniidae
Source: the annotation of a GenBank genome assembly